This is a messenger RNA of Verruconis gallopava, 2299 nucleotides long. RefSeq lists its product as uncharacterized. The transcript has 2 exons. Lineage: Eukaryota; Fungi; Ascomycota; Dothideomycetes; Venturiales; Sympoventuriaceae. The record is from RefSeq and is a predicted model, not a curated record. Bases 296 to 1747 code for a protein of 483 amino acids.
CUCUUCGCAUCGCGGCUGUAAUCCUUCCUCUGCUCCCUAGUCCCUUUUCUUCUUCGCUCCCCGAAAGUAACUUCUCAUCCAUCUCCUUCCUCCUCCUCCCUUUUCUUGUCGAAGAUUCUUCGGCCAGCACUCGCCUUUCACACGCAGAACGAUCCGGCUCGCCCGUUUCUAAGCGUGCCGCUCCUUUUACAAAUACCACGCGCACACGCACAUUCACACACAGUCGUUCGCUAAGCACGGGUGAUCUGCAGGGCCCGGCAUCUCCUAGCUGCAGCGCAGUGCAACCACACGAAACAUGGGUAUCUUUUCGAGGCGGUCUACAAAUUCUGUGAACAACAAAAGCCCACCCAACAGUCAGGGCAACGGUAUACUUGCCAACGGUCACGCUUCUCGUCCAUUCAGCAAGAUGGUGCCCCAGAUACCAGACAUUCCUCUCCCCAAGCCCCCCGACCCAUGGCAGGACCCGGUCGCCUACUUGCGGAGCAUUCAUGCCGUCCGCGAGAGGAGCAAACUGGUGCUCGAAAAGGCGAAGAGGAACCAAUUGAAGCACUUCGACGUGGACAUGGGCAAGUUCGCCGAGACGGCGAGCUAUGUGGUCUCCAUCAUCAAGAGAGAUUACGCCGCCGAAGGCUAUGACACCAUCCCCCCGCACGGCCGUUGGCAGCACUUCGAGGUCGGUGGCCGCCCACGCGUGGACCAAUUGCUGGCAACAUGGCCCUCCACCGUUGAUGCGCAGGAACGCUGCCGGAGGCUCAUCGAUCUGUUCCUUGUUUCCGUGCUCCUCGACGCGGGGGCCGGCACACAGUGGCAGUACAAGAGCAAGGAGAACGGCAAGAUCUACCGACGGAGCGAGGGGCUUGCUGUCGCGAGCUUGGAGAUGUUCAAGGUCGGCAUGUUCAGCAGCAACCCCAACGAACCUUGCCAGGUGGACAGCAAGGGACUGCGUUCCAUCGACGUCGCCACCAUGGCCAAGGGUCUGCAGGUCUCGGACACAAAUCCUAUCGCGGGGCUGGAAGGACGGACGGGUUUGCUCAUGCGCUUGGCAGACGCUCUCGAGAACACCAAGGUUUUCGGUGAGGAGCGGCGGCCGGGCAACAUGCUGAACUGGCUACUCGAGCACCCUACUACCCAGGUCUCCUCGGUGCCCAUCAUCCUUCUCCCUACCUUCUGGAACCUCCUCAUGGACGCGCUUGGCCCCAUCUGGCCAGCGACGCGGACGAGUAUCGACGGCCAGUCUCUCGGCGACGCCUGGCCGCUGCAGAUCCUAUCGUCGAUCCAUGAAUGGGAGUCCAUCGUCCCAUUCCACAAACUCACACAGUGGCUGUGCUACUCGCUCAUGGUUCCCAUGCAGCGGCUCCUCAACGUUCACUUCGCCGGUGCCGAGCUCAUGACUGGUCUACCAGAGUACCGAAAUGGCGGACUGCUCGUUGACACCGGUCUGUUGACUCUCAAAGAGGAAGACAUGCAGCGUGGACUGGAGGCCUACAAGGCUGCCAUGUCUGGUGGAAUGGAGGUCGUACCGCUGUUCACCACGGACGACGAUGUCAUUAUUGAAUGGAGAGCGGUUACUGUCGGCUUUCUGGAUGAGUUGCUCGUCGAAGUCAACAAGCAGCUCAACGCAAAGCUCACCCUGGCUCAGAUGCUUGAGGCCGGCACGUGGAAGGGCGGUCGCGAGCUCGCUGAAGUUUCACGGCCCAACACAAAGGAACCUCCCAUCAUGAUCGUAUCCGACGGCACCGUAUUCUGAGAAUCUUCGCACAACCGAGGACCAAAAAAAAAAGUCUCAUAACGUGAAACAACAUCAAAACAACAUACCUCUAUUGAUUGUGCGUUUGUCUGUUUGUAUGCUCUUACUUUUGCGUGCUUGUUUCUCAGCUGCGAGGUCCGAAAACAUAAUUCUGCUCAACGUAUGCUGGGAUCGCAGGAGGGAUUUUUUAGGACCUUUCUUGUUUAACCACAACCAAUAGCCUGACAUGGGCCUGCGCCUUGCCCUGCGUUCAGCUCUUUCUCUCUCUCUCAAGAAGAGAGUGUACUGGACGCAUGGCAUGACCAAGCGACCUGGCGAGAGGUUUUAACGACGGUAUGAUUAAUCACGUGUUUACGAACUUUCGCAUCGGGGAGCAGAAUGUACAAGAGACGGCACAAAGGGGGCAGGGAACCUAAAGGGCAUCCAAAAGGGCGGUCAUGUUUUCUUUUUUUAAUGUCAUCUUCGCACGAGACAGAAUAUCCACAAUGAGAAGUUUUCACGUAUGCGCUAAAUGGCCUAUCAAAUGGAACGUCCAGAUCGUUUCUUUUCAAA